This is a messenger RNA of Syzygium oleosum, 738 nucleotides long. Its product is annotated as putative invertase inhibitor. The transcript has a single exon. The record is from RefSeq and is a predicted model, not a curated record. Lineage: Eukaryota; Viridiplantae; Streptophyta; Magnoliopsida; Myrtales; Myrtaceae. Gene Ontology annotation, molecular function: enzyme inhibitor activity. The coding region runs from base 42 to 587 and encodes 181 amino acids.
GCAAGAAGAGAGGGAAAAGGAACAGAGAAAAAAAACGAAAGAUGAAUAGCUUACUCUGCACCUUGUCCCUCUUCCUAGCCUCCUCUCUCGUCCUCUUCCAUGCCAGAUCGGUGGCUGACGUCGUUGCGGACACCUGCAAGAAGUCCGCGGCCUCGAGCCCGAACGUGAACUACGACUACUGCGUGAAGGCUCUCGGGUCGGACUCGAGGAGCAGCUCGGCGGACGUCCAGGGCCUGGGCCUCAUCGCGCUCAACCUGUUGGAGAGCAGCGUGACGAGCACGGCCUCGCACAUUCAGGAGCUGCUGAAGCAGAAGCAGGACCCGUACGUCCAGAAGCGCCUGACGGAUUGCUCGGACCAGUACUCGGACGCGGCCGACAGCUUGAAGGGAGCGGUCGGGUCGUACCAGGCGAAGCAGUACCUGGACGUCCAGACCGCGGUGUCGGCAGUGUCCACGUACGCGGACACGUGCGAGAGCCAGUUCAAGGACAAGGAGGGCGCGACCUCGCCGUUGACGAAGCAGAACGGCGACGUGACGCAGCUGUCUUACAUCGAACUUGCCAUUGUUGUCAUUGUUAAGGGCUCGUGAAGGGUUCGGGAUGAUGACCGGGGUGCCUCAAGAAUAAUGCUCGUUUUUUGUCCUUUGAUUCGGUCAUGGUUUUGCGUUGUCCAGCGUUAUAGCUCUGGAGUUUUGUUUUGGCUUCUUGCGCAUUACCAAUGGUUAUCGUGAAUUUUACUUA